Acomys russatus (golden spiny mouse) is the source of this 1215-nucleotide messenger RNA. It is a transcript of the gene Kcnk18, whose product is annotated as potassium two pore domain channel subfamily K member 18. Gene Ontology annotation, molecular function: potassium ion leak channel activity. Bases 1 to 1215 code for a protein of 404 amino acids. Gene Ontology annotation, cellular component: membrane. The transcript is spliced from 3 exons. Gene Ontology annotation, biological process: potassium ion transmembrane transport; stabilization of membrane potential. Lineage: Eukaryota; Metazoa; Chordata; Mammalia; Rodentia; Muridae. The record is from RefSeq and is a predicted model, not a curated record.
AUGGAGGCUGAGGAGCCACCUGAGGCCAGGAGAUGCUGCCGGGAGGCCCUGGGGAAGGCCCCGGCAUGCUGCCCAGAAGCCCUGGGUAAGCUUCUGCCGGGCCUCUGCUUCCUCUGCUGCCUGGUGACCUACGCGCUCGCGGGCGCCGCUCUCUUCUCUGCCGUCGAGGGCCGCCCUGACCCAGAGGCGGAGGAGAAUCCCGAGUUGAAGAAGUUCCUGGACAAGCUGUGCAGCAUCCUGAAAUGCAACAGGACAGUGGUGGAAGGCAAGAGGAAGGACCUGUGUGAGCACCUGCAGCGGGUGAAACCCCAGUGGUUCCGGGCGCCCGAGGACUGGUCCUUCCUGAGUGCUCUCUUCUUCUGCUGCACGGUGUUCAGCACAGUGGGUUAUGGCCACAUGUACCCUGUCACCAGGCUUGGCAAGUACCUGUGUAUGCUCUAUGCUCUCUUUGGAAUCCCGCUGAUGUUCCUGGUCCUCACAGACAUAGGGGACAUCGUGGCCACCCUCUUAUCCAGGGCUUACAGUCGGUUCCAGGCCCUCCUUUGCCUGCCCCACGCCCUCUCCAAGCGGUGCUCCUCCCGCCUGCCGUGCCGGAAGCCGGCAGACAGCAAACCAGUGGAAGAAGCCAUCCCUCAGAUUGUCAUUGAUGCUGGUCCAGACCAGCUCCUAGAUGCCCAGCCCAGCAGGGAGCCUGUGUCUCCAAGCUGCAGUGUGGAGCUGUUUGAGAGAUUAGUUGCAGAGAAGCAGAGCAAGCUACAGCCGCCCGUGAUGAGGCCGGUGGAGAGGAGCAGCUCGUGUCCUGAGCUGGUGCUGGGGCGACUGUCCUGUUCCAUCCUCAGCAAUCUGGAUGAGGUGGGCCAGCAGGUGGAGAGGCUGGACAUCCCUCUCCCCGUCAUUGCCCUGGUCAUCUUGGCCUACAUCUCCUGUGCAGCUGCCAUUCUCCCCUUCUGGGAGACGGAGCUGGGCUUCGAGGACGCUUUCUAUUUCUGCUUUGUCACGCUGACCACCAUUGGGUUUGGGGACAUCACGCUGGUUCACCCCCACUUCUUCCUCUUCUUCUCCAUUUAUAUCAUUGUGGGCAUGGAGAUGGUGUUCAUCGCCUUCAAGUUGAUGCAGAACAGGCUCCUGCGCACCUACAAAGCCGUCAUGCUGUUUCUAUGCCAGAGGGAAGUCUUGCUGCCUUGCCAAAAGGUGGAAGCUCUGGCAUCUCUGUGA